This is a messenger RNA of Melopsittacus undulatus (budgerigar), 3770 nucleotides long. It is a transcript of the gene APLP2, whose product is annotated as amyloid beta precursor like protein 2. The transcript is spliced from 17 exons. Bases 49 to 2274 code for a protein of 741 amino acids. The record is from RefSeq and is a predicted model, not a curated record. Lineage: Eukaryota; Metazoa; Chordata; Aves; Psittaciformes; Psittaculidae. Gene Ontology annotation, biological process: axonogenesis; central nervous system development. Gene Ontology annotation, cellular component: membrane. Gene Ontology annotation, molecular function: transition metal ion binding; serine-type endopeptidase inhibitor activity; heparin binding.
GCGGCCGCAGUAGCGCUUGGGCGGCGGCGGUGGAGGCGGCCGGCGGCGAUGGGCUCCGCGCUGCGCUUCCCGUUCCUGCUCCUGCUGGUGCUCGCCGGCCCCGCGGCCACGCUCGCCGGGUACAUCGAGGCGCUCGCAGCCAAUGCUGGGGCAGGCUUCGCGGUGGCAGAGCCUCAGGUUGCCAUGUUCUGUGGGAAGCUCAAUAUGCACGUGAACAUCCAGACUGGGAAAUGGGAGCCUGACCCUUCUGGGACCAAGAGCUGCUUUGGAAGAAAGGAAGAGAUCCUGCAGUACUGCCAGGAGAUGUAUCCAGACCUGCAGAUCACGAACGUGGUGGAAGCCAACCAACCCGUCAGCAUCGACAGCUGGUGCAAGAGGGGGAAGAAGCAGUGCAAGGACCACACUCACAUUGUUGUGCCCUACAAGUGCCUGGUGGGGGAGUUUGUAAGCGACGUGCUGCUGGUGCCAGAGAAGUGCCGGUUCUUCCACAAGGAGCGGAUGGAUGUGUGUGAGAGCCAUCAGCACUGGCAUACUGUGGCCAAGGAGGCCUGUCUGACAGAAGGGAUGAUCCUGCACAGUUAUGGCAUGCUGCUGCCCUGUGGAGUAGACCAGUUCCAUGGAACAGAAUACGUAUGCUGCCCUCAGGCAAAGGUUGUGGAUGAGGCUCUGUCCAAAGAGGAAGAGGAUGAAGAUGAGGAUGAGGACUAUGACCUCUAUAAAAGUGAGUUCCCUACAGAGGCAGGUGUAGAAGACAUCACAGGAACGGCUGUGGAGGAGGAUGAGGAUGAAGAAGAUGAAGGGGAAGAGGAGGAGGACGUGGUGGAAGACCGUGAUUACUAUUACGAUAGCUACAAAGUGGAUGAUUACAACGAGGAGACCCCCACAGAGCCAAGCAAUGACAAAGCUGCUCCUGAAAAAGAAGUCAGCAGUGACAUGAAAUCUGUCUGCUCCCAGGAGGCGAUGACAGGGCCCUGCCAGGCUGUGAUGCCUCGUUGGUACUUCGACCCUAACAAGAGAAAAUGCAUUCGCUUUAUAUAUGGAGGCUGCGGAGGCAACAGGAACAAUUUUGAGUCAGAGGAGUAUUGUAUGGCUGUGUGUAAAAAGAUGAUGCCAACUGAUGAUGUGGAUGUCUACUUUGAGACCCCAGCUGAUGACAAUGAACAUGCCCGCUUCCAGAAGGCAAAGGAGCAGCUGGAGGUCAGGCACCACAACCGUAUGGACCGGGUGAAAAAGGAAUGGGAGGAAGCAGAACACCAAGCUGUCAAUCUGCCCAAGGCUGAAAGGCAGACUCUCAUUCAGCACUUCCAGGCAAUGGUGAAAUCCCUGGAGAAGGAGGCAGCGAGCGAGAAGCAGCAGCUGGUGGAGACUCACCUGGCUCGUGUGGAAGCGAUGCUGAACGAUCGCCGCCGCAUCGCCCUGGAGAACUACCUGGCAGCCCUGCAGGCUGACCCACCACGGCCCCACCGCAUCCUGCAAGCUCUGAAGCGCUAUGUGCGUGCUGAGAACAAGGACCGGCUGCACACCAUCCGCCACUACCAGCACGUCCUGGCAGUUGACCCAGAAAAGGCUGCACAGAUGAAAUCUCAGGUGAUGACACAUCUCCAUGUGAUUGAGGAGCGGAUGAAUCAAAGCUUGUCUCUGCUCUACAAGGUGCCAUAUGUGGCUGAAGAAAUCCAGGAUGAGAUUGAUGAGCUGCUUCAGGAGCAGCGUGCAGACAUGGAUCAGUUCACAUCCUCCAUUUCGGAAUCCCAGGUGGAUGUCAGAGUGAGCUCGGAGGAGAGUGAAGAGAUUCCCCUGGAGGGCAAACCCUUCCGUCCAUUCCAGGUGAAAACCUUCCCAGCCGUGCCUGAAAGUGAAGGUUCUGGCAUGACUGAGCUGGAUGGGCUGAUCGGUGCUGAAGAGAAGGUGAUUAACAGCAAGAAGAAAGUGGAUGAAAAUGUGGUCAUCGAUGAAACCCUGGAUGUGAAGGAGAUGAUUUUCAAUGCAGAGCGUGUCGGUGGGCUGGUGGACGAGCCGGAUAAUGACAACUCCCUCCGUGAUGACUUCAGUUUCAGCAGCAGUGCCCUCAUUGGCCUUUUGGUGAUUGCUGUUGCCAUAGCUACUGUUAUAGUCAUCAGCUUGGUGAUGCUGAGGAAGAGGCAGUAUGGGACCAUCAGCCAUGGGAUUGUGGAGGUUGACCCGAUGCUUACCCCAGAAGAGCGGCAUCUGAGCAAGAUGCAGAACCACGGCUACGAGAACCCCACUUACAAAUACCUGGAGCAGAUGCAGAUAUAAAAGAGAUGAAGAUGCAGCAGCCCUGGCUGGGAAAGGCUCAGGGCGGAGGGCCAAAGUGGUCCAGCGUUUUGGAUCAACUACUGACCAACAGUUGCUUCGAGAGGACUUCAUCUUACAUUCAGAACUCCUGGAUCAUUAAGACUAUAAUUACUACUGUAGAGUUGCAAUUUCCAUUCUUUUAAAUGGGUGAAGAAAUGAUAAUAUAACACUAUGAUAUAUAAAUCUCCUUAAAUGGGAAAAAAAUGGAUCUAUUGCAGAUAUUUGACUGAGAUGUAGUUUUCUUUUUGGUUUAUUUUUUGGGGUUUGUUUUUUCUUUUUAACUAAUCUGGGCAAUCCCAGUUCUGUUGUUCUGAUGUCCGAUACAAGCUCUAUAUAUAGAAAAUGGGAAACGUGGAUUUUUAUUUGGGAUAGACCACCUGCAUAUUGAGGGUCCUUUGUCCCAGCCCGCCUUGUAAAAAGGAGACAGUUGUGGCUCUUGAGUCCUUUUGGCUUUUAUAUCUAAAAGCAGGAUUUGGCUUUUCCUUUGGAGUUUUGAUUCGCCAACUUAAUUUCACUGGGAGUUGCAAAGAGAUUAAGUUAGGGAUAGGAACUGUGACACAGACGGAAGCAAUUGGGAAUGGAAACUAACAAAAAACCCUGAUAACAAGGACAAAAAAAAAGAGAAAAAGAGAAAAAAAGAGUAAAAAAAUAAAGGAGAAACCACCCCCCCCCUCCCAUCCUCAUAUGCCAGUGGUGUGCACCCUGCUGCUUAGCAGCCUGGGCUCUAGGAAUCAAAGACUCCCUGGAGGCAAGGAGUUAAAAGGCUUCUAGCAUCUCUGUUUAUAGUUCUUCUAGUGGAAUGUUAGGACAUGGUUUGUGCAUCCUGGGGUCUGCACAUCCCCUGCCAGAGCCAGAUCUGCUCUAGAGUUGGAAGUUCCUGGGUAUUGGAUUGAAAUCCUCCGUUCAGAACCAGUUUCCUUCAGUCCUCCCCUGGCAUUAACAGCCCCUCUCGCUACUACUUUCUAAUUGCCCCCUCCCCAGGUCUCCUGCCUCACCAACGUGGUAAGGAGCUGAGAGACUCACAUUGUGGAGCCUUUGCAUCUGCUCUGGGUGGCUUUGCCCAGCGAUGACAAAUCCCAGCCCCUCUGGGAGCUGAUGCACGUGGAAUGCGCUGGGAAGUGGGGAGGGAAGAGGGACAAGGUGCCUGCUUGAAGGGCAAUGAGAUGCAUAGGCCCCAAGAAGACGAACAAAAAGGGGUGUCGUUCCACUCACCAUCAUGUCUUUGUAAUGCUUGUAUAGUUGGUGUUAAUGCUCACGGCUUUUUUAAAUCUGGAGGUUCUGGUAACCUGUGGUGUAUUUUUUCUAUUUUUCCUGUGAUUUUUCUUUUUUUUUUUCCUUUUUCCCCUCCCCCCCUCCGUGUCUCUUCCCACUAUGCACAGAUUUACCUGCAAACUCCUUCGUGUGGUCUGUGGGGAAUGUACAAAGUUUAAACACAUCAAUAAACACUUUAACUUCCA